Gilbertella persicaria is the source of this 1873-nucleotide messenger RNA. RefSeq names its product UV radiation resistance protein and autophagy-related subunit 14-domain-containing protein. Gene Ontology annotation, cellular component: lytic vacuole; endosome. Gene Ontology annotation, molecular function: SNARE binding. The record is from RefSeq and is a predicted model, not a curated record. The transcript is spliced from 8 exons. NCBI's taxonomy places the organism in Eukaryota, Fungi, Mucoromycota, Mucoromycetes, Mucorales, Choanephoraceae. The coding region runs from base 10 to 1848 and encodes 612 amino acids. Gene Ontology annotation, biological process: SNARE complex assembly.
UAUCAUUCUAUGGCAGAAAAUAGCAGUAAAUUAGUAUUUCCUCCAAGACAAAAAAGAAUACGACAUAUUCGUUCUAUAGCCGGUCGGAAUAUUGCAUGGAAAAGCAUAGAUGCAGAAGAUGAAACACUCAUCACCACUAUGCCACGAUCUGAAAGUGCCAAUUCACUCAGUUUGGCUGCUGUAGAAGAUUCUUCGCUCAUGAAACGCGCUUACCAAAAGAAUGAACACCAUUUAUACAGCCUUGGAUUACUGGAUGCUUAUGCUACGCUGCAUAUAGGUGAACUGGAUGCACCCGCCUUUUACAAGAGUGAAAUGAUACCCAAUACUAUCAAUCCUACAUUUCGAUCCUUGCCCUAUCCAAUGGAUUGGAUGGAUUGGCAUGAAGCUGCAUCCAGUCUAGUGAUCAUGCGGUUAUGGACAAGGCAUUCUAUACCUGAGUCUGCUGGACAACAUACAGAACCUGUGCUGGGCUAUUCAGAGACAGAGCAUUAUGAUGGGUUUCAAUUAUUGAUAGAAUGGCAAGUGGACUUGAACGCUUUAACCUUGAUAGGCAAAUCAUCUUCAGAUCUACAUUUCUCUUUUCCAGAAAAUACUUUGCUAUUUGAACUAGAAGAUGGAUUUUAUUCUGCAACUGAUAUCUUGCCUGUCAAUCAACAUAAGCGAUCUAGUAUGUUAGAAUUAGAUCAGAAAGAUACUGCCAGUAUACAUUCUGUUCAUUCCAACAAGACCAAAGUCAAACGUUCUUGUACUUUUAAUCAUAUUUUAAAGCUGAAUACAGUCAUGGAUUGUAUAGCUGACACACAACAAUCUUCAGACCAAGUUCGUCUAUCGAUUGAAGAAAUACUCGGUCAACAAGAAAGGGGCUUUUGCCUUAAAAGAGAAUUAGAUCAGCAUCGAUCCAAGCUCGUUGAAUUAGAGGCACAGAUCAUACAGCAAAAAAGACGACUGCAGAUCAAAAGAGAGAUGUUAAAGACAAAGCAGCAAUUGCUUGAGAAUCGCACUAUCGACUUGGCUGAAGCUAAAAUACGCUGUCAAUCCAACAUGGACGACUUGCAAGAAAACGAACAUGUGUUAGAAAAGAAUAUCAAGAUGAGACAGACUACUUUCCAUUCACUCAACAGAAGAAAGAAGGAAUUGAUUGCAGAUUUAUUCUCUAUAUACCCUAUUGAACAGUCAUAUGAUGAUUCACAACAGUUUCGUAUUCGUGGCAUUUACCUACCCAACUCUGUCUAUGAUGGCCAAAAUGAAGAAUUGAUUGCUACUGCACUUGGAUUUACAACCCAUUUAGUGUCUAUGCUUGCUUAUUACCUUGAAAUCCCUUUAAGGUAUCCAACAAUACCUAUGGGAUCAAGGGCUUAUAUUCAAGACCUUGUUUCUAUGAUUAGUGGUUCUAGAGAUUUUCCGUUAUAUUCUAAAGGUGUAGACAAGUACAGGUUUGAAUUUGGUGUAUUUCUGUUAAAUAAAAACAUUGAACAAUUAAUGAAUGCUUAUGGUUUGAUUGUGAUUGACCUAAGACAUACUUUACCCAACAUUCAUUAUUUUAUUCAGGCCAUUUUGACUACUUCAGUCACAUCAGGGCCUACUUCCAUGUCUGUGCUGUCUAUUUCUUCCUACGCAAAUGGAUCUCGUAAUCAUGAAGAAAAUACUAUUCGACAACACCAUACACAUCUUACACUACAGCCUACACCCUCCUUACCUUCUCCUUCUCUCUCUGCCUCUUAUCCUAUCAUUGCUCAUUCACCUAAACUACACUCUUCUGCAUUUAUCAAUACACCUCAAGCCAUGGCUGCCCCUACUGUGCUUGAUCCCAUUACUACUUCUUCUAGUCGUCAUGUUAUGUCACCAUAAAGAGAUUUUUUUUAUUUAUUUAAAC